This is a messenger RNA of Prorocentrum cordatum, 828 nucleotides long. Lineage: Eukaryota; Dinophyceae; Prorocentrales; Prorocentraceae. The record is from the annotation of a GenBank genome assembly.
AUGCCUUCGGUGCUCACCUGUUGCGUUGCGGUUGUGCUGCUUGCCCAGUCGGAAGCCCGAGACUGCUCGAACGGCGCCUGCGCCGCAGACGACGAUGCUGCUGCUAUGCUGCAGACAAGGUCACCCCUGCUACGGAACAGUGUCAGUGUCUGCGAGGAGGGCGACCACGUGCCCUGUCCCGGCUCUGGCAACAUGUGCGCCGGAAACCAGUGCUGCCCUCGCACCGCGGAGUCGGGCGGCAAGACGUUCCCGUGCCCGUCGGCCGCAGACAGCUUCGCCGGCUGUGAGAACAAUACGAAGCUGAGCACAUGCCCUCCGGGUGGAGGGACGGCGACCACGCUGGCGAUUGGCGAGGAGGAGGGCCCUCCGGGCGGAGGGACGCCGACCACUCUGAUGGUUGGCGAGGAGGAGAGCCCUCCGGGCGAAGGGACGGCGACCACUCUGAUGGUUGGUGAGGAAGAGGGCCCUCCGCCGGCAGGCUGCAAGGAGGGCGACCACGUGCCCUGUCCCGGCUCUGGCAACAUGUGCGCCGGAAGCCAGUGCUGCCCUGGCACCGCGGAGUCGGGCGGCAAGACGUUCCCGUGCCCGUCGGCCGCAGACAGCUUCGCCGGCUGUGAGAACAAUACGAAGCUGGGCACAUGCCCUCCGGGCGGAGGGACGGCGACCACGCUGGCGGUUGGCGAGGAGGAGGGCCCUCCGGGCGGAGGGACGCCGACCACUCUGAUGGUUGGCGAGGAGGAGAGCCCUCCGGGCGAAGGGACGGCGACCACUCUGAUGGUUGGUGAGGAGGAGGGAGGGCCCUACGGCGACCACUCUGAUGGUUGGUGA